Caretta caretta (loggerhead turtle) is the source of this 2572-nucleotide messenger RNA. Its product is annotated as START domain-containing protein 10. Gene Ontology annotation, molecular function: lipid binding. NCBI's taxonomy places the organism in Eukaryota, Metazoa, Chordata, Testudines, Cheloniidae. Gene Ontology annotation, cellular component: cytosol; intercellular canaliculus; membrane. The record is from RefSeq and is a predicted model, not a curated record.
GGGGGCAGUCCAAAAGAAGCAGCGGACACCGUGGCCAAUCAGCGGGUAGGGCGGGGCAGGCGGGGCGCACCUGGCCGGAAUCGCUCGGUGAUUGGCGGCUGGUUCGACGAGGCGAAGCCAAUGAGGAGCGGGGACAAGCUGGGCGAACCUGGUAGGGGCGGGGCGGGAGCUGCUACGCCAACUGCGUAUGGGGUUGCGAGGGGGUGGGGCCUUCGCCGGCACCUGUGUCCACCCGUCCGGCGCCUUCCGCUGCUGACCCCGGCUGGCGGCUCCCCAGCGCCCAUGGAGCCUGUGCAGGUGCCCGACGCCGACGCCUUCCGGGCCUUCCAGGCUCAGUGCGAGGCGGAGCGCGGCUGGCAGAGCAGGUACAGCCGGGAGGGCGUCGGGGUGUGGGUGCAGCCGCCCGCGCCCGCCGGCCCCGCCGUGCACACGGUCAAGUGCCGCAUUGACAUUCAAGAUGUGCCAGCAGAGACGGUAUAUGAUGUGCUGCAUGACAUUGAGUAUCGCAGGAAGUGGGACAUGAACGUCAUUGACACACACGACAUUGCCCGUCUUGCCGCCAAUGCUGAUGUGGGCUACUAUGCCUGGAAGUGUCCAAAGCCCUUAAAGAACAGAGAUGUGGUGACACUGCGAUCCUGGCAGGUUGUGGAUAAAUCUUACAUGAUCAUCAACUUCUCUGUCAAACAUGCGCAAUAUCCUCCCCGAAAGGACCUGGUAAGGACUGUUUCUAUCUUGGCGGGAUACUUGGUACAGUCGACUGGAUCAAACAGCUGCACCUUGACUUACCUGGCUCAGGUGGACCCCAAAGGGAAACUGCCAAAGUGGGUUGUGAAUAAAGCUUCCCAGUACCUGGCACCAAGGAUGCUGAAGAAGAUGCAUAAGGCCUGCUUGAAAUACCCCUCCUGGAAACAGCAGCACAAUGUCAGUGUGAAGCCCUGGCUGUACCCUGAGCAGAACAAGCUCCCCACCAUGAUGCUGUCAGACCUGGCACUCCAGCAUGCUGCCUCUCUGGAGAACAUUGACGAGAGCAGCCUGUCGGAGGUGAAGGAUGAGAGGGGAGACCACAGUGGCUCUGAGAACUGAUGCUGCUUGGCUCUUUUCCAGGAGCAACACUGCACUAGACUGUUUUUGGACUCUUCCUGACAGUUUUACAUUAAAGGGGGGAAAUGUAUUUUUAUGCCCAGGGUUUGUAGUUCUUCCUAUCGUGACCCAAGAGACCAUGUUUAGGCCUCAGGCACAGAGGGGUGUCUGUGGACAGUGACUGAGUGGGGAGCUUACAGUGCCUGGGGCCCAUUGUGCUGACACAGCUAUCGCAGUGAGCAGGGUAAAUCUUGAGAAAUUAUCAGACAUCUGAUCGGAUGGUAUGAAUUGCUUCUGCUUGAUGAUCCUUUCUGUCCUUUGACCAAGAUCUGUUGCUUCAUACGAAGGUAAAGAUAUCCAUAAUGCAUCUGGCCAACUGUGCUGUGCUGCCUCUUGGUGGGACUUGGUCCCUGAAGUGCUCAUGCUGCCCCAGUCUGAGAGUUUUUGCCUGUGUAUUCUGAGAGCCAUUAAGAACUGGACAGCAUUAGACCAAGUACCCUCCUACAGAAACGGGCAGCAGGAGUGAGUUUGGGGUGGACAGACAUGCCUACUUCCUGGGGCACUUCUGGGGAGAGAGGAUAAAUGUGUUUGCCUGUUCAGAGUUCAUGUGAUGCUACCUGUCAGAGCUGAGGAAUUCAUCUCCAGUGCAGGAGGGAGGCGUGUGCCCCAGAAAGGCCUUGAAGACUGACCCAAGUUUAUUGCUGCUGUAACUUGGGAUGUCACCCUGUUGCCCCAAGGCUGAACUUGACCCUAGCAAAGCAGGCUUGUAUUGAAUGGGGUGAUGUGAUAGGUAGCUGCAGCAGUGAAGCUGGAAAGGGAUAGAUGCAAAUAAGCCUCAGGGAAGCAGGUUGGCUUUGUUGUCAAGGUGACAGGAAAUGGUGGUGAGAACUGGGCUGCCAAAUGAUUAAAAAAAUUUACGAUUAAUCAUGAGAUUAAAAAGUCUUGAUUAAUGGCAGUUUUAAUCCCACUGUUAAUAUAAUACCACUUAUUUAAAUAUUUUUGCUAGUAUUUUUGGUUUGGUGUGUAGUGGGGGAGUGCAGUCUCUUUAAGCAUAGCACUCAGGAGCUUGAACACUUUUCAGCCAGCAGCAGCUAUUGUCAGCAGAACUCACUCCUGAGCCACCAGCAGCAGCAGACAGGCUCCCCCGUUCUCUGGCCCCAGCUCAGCAGUGACCAGCUACAUGGGCAAGGGGAGGGGGAUACCCCAACAUCAGCCUCCCCACCCCCACUCUGCACAGGAGGCUGGCUCCCAGUCAAGAGCAGCUUGGCCAGGGGCAGCUCCAUGGGGUGGAGAGGUGGGAGCUGCAGUGGAGGAGGACAGCAGGAGAUGGGGCACCCCUGCCCCAGAGGCAUGCAGCAGCACCCCCUGAGCAUGGUGCCUUGGGCAAUAGCCCCCCUUGUCCAGCUGGUGGCUCCCUACCUGGCCACCACUGAGUCCCAGCUGCAGAGGUCUGCAAUUAAUGCUCAUUAAAAAGUGUUAAUUUUUGAGUUAA